Molecule: messenger RNA, 5128 nt
Organism: Pleuronectes platessa (European plaice)
Lineage: Eukaryota; Metazoa; Chordata; Actinopteri; Pleuronectiformes; Pleuronectidae
Gene: myot
Product: myotilin
Exons: 19
Coding region: 1-3342 (1113 amino acids)
Biological process (GO): axon guidance; homophilic cell-cell adhesion; dendrite self-avoidance
Cellular component (GO): axon; plasma membrane
Molecular function (GO): cell-cell adhesion mediator activity
Source: RefSeq, a predicted model, not a curated record
AUGGCAGACGUCCAGAGGGUGCAGAAGAAGACCAGCACCAUGUCUCUGACCAUCUCCUCCUCCUCCUCUGCAUCUGCCACUCGAGAGCUCCUCUCCAGCUCCUCGGGCACCUCCUCUUCCUCCAGCCUCCUGGCUCAGAGACACUCCGGCCUUGCGCAGCCGCCGUGUGUCAGCCCUCAAAGGACUCAGAGUCCCAUCUACAAUCAACAGCAUUCAGGGAAUGCAGUGGCUCCUACAUUUGUUAAGUGUCUGCAUGAGGUGUCCACAGUGAAGGGCCAGCUGGUGGUGCUGGAGUGCAGACUGAGGGGAACUCCACCUCUGCAGGUCAUGUGGUACAGAGAGGAUGAAACAAUACUGGACUCAGAUGAUUUUAGGAUUCUACGCAAGAAGGCAAGUUCUGCAUCAGUGCCAGAGGAGCUGUGCACACUGGUGAUCACUGAAGCAUUUCCAGAAGACUCAGGCCUGUUUAAAUGUGUGGCCCACAACUCGUUUGGCACCAUUUCCUGCUCAGCAAUACUGGAAGUUUUUAAUGACCUGGAGGAGCAGCUGGAGAUCGAGGCCAUUCGUCAGCAGGAAGCAGUUCCUCUCCAACAGGAAAACGAGGCCGUGUUCCAACAGGACAUGUCCACCAGUCUGGGCAGUGACGACUUCCCCCCUCCGCUGCCCGACUCUAUGUACUUGCCCCCUCCUGAGUGGCCCGACAGCCCUUUAGAAGAUAGCAUGCCUGCUGCGGAUGCAUUGUAUAUGAUGCUGAGGACCAAUCAGCGGGGUCAGCGCGCUCACGUCCCAUGGCGUUCUCGUCGUGAGCGCGCGCUGUCACCUGUGGCGCGGCAGGCUCGUGCCCCUCUCGGAGUGCGGGUCGCGCCUCGCGCAGGGAGUCAGUGUGAGGAGGGGGACGCGCCGCUGACACCUCCGACGAGUUUUCCAGCGCCUCAGCCGUCCAACCACUCCUCUGAAAGACCCUUCAGUCAAGGCGAGGAAGAGUUCAUUGCCUUGAGCUCAGAAGGCCAAAGGUCACCAGAGGUUGCAAUCCAAGGCUGUACACCCAGCCCCCCCCUGCCACCCUCACCACCACCAGAAGCUCCAGACAAGGAAAAAGCUCAGACACCCAAGCUGUUCAGCCCAAGCAAGCUCAAUUUAAAUUCCUCCCAGUCAGGAGGCAACAACAUGAACCUGUCAGACCUGCCGACCUUCAAGCCGAGCACCUUCCCUCCCAGUGCCUUCAACUAUGAGCGACCGAGGCAUUUCAUCCAGUCGCAGGCGUCCUUCCAGGCACCCAGCUAUGAGAGUGUGGAGAGGGAGGCUCAGGAGUACCAGAAUAACUCCCAACAGAACCUCAACAGCUCCAAGAAUAGUCUCGGUGUCACAGAGACACAGAGUCAAGCAACAAUCAAGUCAUCACAGAGUCAGUCAUUUUCUCAAACCCAGUCAGUGUCAAAGUCCUUGUCACAGACCCAGUCCCAGUUUCAGUCUCUCAGCCUAAGUCAGAACCAGUCCCAGUUUCAGUCUCCCAUCCUAAGUCAGAACCAGUCCCAGUUUCAGUCUCCCAGCCUAAGUCAGAACCAGUCCCAGUUUCAGUCUCCCAGCCUAAGUCAGAACCAGUCCCAGUUUCGGUCUCUCAGCCUCAGUCAGAACCAGUCCCAGGCUUCUGCCCAGAUACAGAUUCAGACCCAGGCCAAUGGAAUGGGCAAGUCCUCUCCCUCCUCCUCCAGCCUCAGCUCUCCCAUCUCCACCCCGGCCUCCUCUGCUGUGCCUCCAUUUUCCUCCACCGCCCCACUGCUAAGUCCCACUGCUACCACCCCCUCAUCCUCUGCUGCUUCCUCCCCUUUCCCAGCCUCCCCCUUAUCCUCUCUCCCCCGCACGACCAUGCGCUCCACUAUCACCCUCACCCCCAGUGUCCCUAGUGCCACCGGCCUAGGCAGUGCCACCCUGCCGGCCAACCAGGAUACCAUGUCAGCACCCGCCGCGUUCCUCUGCUCUGUGCUGCCCUCCCCUUUCUCCUCAUCCAAACUGUCUCCCAACUCCAACCUUCCUUUUCCCUCCACCUCCCCCUCCCGCUCCCCCUCUAGCCCUCUGCUACCCAUAAGGAUGUCCCCCUCACCUUCCUCCAUCUCUCAGCCGCCUCCCCCAUUUUCUCCCUCCCUACCUCGCUCCCCUCUCUCUCCCUCCUUCCCUCUGCAACAACCCAGCACUCCCAACAGUCAGAACAGAGUCCCGCCUGCUGUGGUCUCUCUACCUGCCGGCUACAAGGUGACGCCUAACAUCCUCCCCAAGCCCAUUCUGAAGAAGUCUGUAGCUCCUCGGCCUUCUUCUCGUUCAACAGAUGAAGACAUCGCGGGCUCCAAAAACGCUCUCAUGCAGGAUCUGGAGAACAAGCUGCGCUCAAAGGAGGCCAGGAGGAGAACUAGCCAGAAACUGUCCUAUGAGGAGCGCAUGGCUCGUAGGCUGCUGGGUCCAGACAACGCCAACUACGUGUUUGACCAAGACAAUCUUUCAGACUCACAACUCGACCAGCCAGAAUCACCAGAAGGAAGACACACAGGUGGACUAUGGGGGAGGCAGCACUCAGGGAGAGAUGAGAGGGGAAAUGAGGGGUCGGCCAUCCAGGAGAAGUGUUAUGCUCCUCGUUUCCUACAGAUUCCCUCAGACCUCACUGUGGAGGAGGGACGCUUCUGUAGGAUUGACUUCAAGGUCGGAGGCCUCCCUACACCAGACCUCUGCUGGUACCUGGACGGCAAAGCCAUUCGUCCAGACGACUACCAUAAGAUGCUGGUGUGUGAGAAGGGGAUGCACUCAUUCAUCAUAGAGAUUGUCACUGUGCACCAUGCUGGUGUGUAUGAGUGCGUCGCCAAGAACCGAGCUGGGGAGAGCCGGUUUACCAUUAGGCUCGACGUCCUAGCCCAGGAAGCUCUCCGUCCUCCCACCUUCGUGCAGAAGAUGUUGAACUCUCGAGCUCUUGAAGGCGACACUGUUAGGUUAGAGUGUAAAGUGGACGCUUCCCCUCCUCCACAGCUGCACUGGAAGAAAGAUAAAGACAUGCUGCGCAUUGACCCCAACAGAAUGAGUUUGUACCAGGACGGUUCAGGACGGCAGUGCUUGUUGAUAGAGAGGUUGCUGAAGACUGACGCCGGCUGGUACACGCUCUCCGCCAUUAAUGAAGCUGGCAUGUCCACAUGCAACGCCAGGCUGGAUGUAGGCACUCGCAAAACCCAAGCCAUGAAAACAGCGCCCCCUGGCUCAAAGACCCUGAAGCUGCUGUCGUCUCUGAGCCACGUGCCCAUGCUGACUGUGGAGAGCCCCGCCCAGCACACCGCCCCGCUGUACGAGAGUGAAGAGCUGUAGGCCACGCCUACACAAAUCAUACCUCAUCUCUGAACUGUAGCACUGGUCCGGGGUCUGUGAUAACUGUAAUGUCCACGCAGAGACAGUUCUGAGUUAGAGGCUGGUAGCACCGCAGCAGAUGAGCACAUGUCUCAAGAGUUCUCUGGAGGCCACUCCAGAUCAGGUUGAAUAAAUGCAUCCAAACAAGCAACACUGUGGUUGAUGUACAAGGCAGAUCAGCUUGGUCACAUAUUCAAGUCACUAAGCCACAUCUGUGAACAUCUGUAAAAGGCAAAAGCUGUGAUGAAGUGUUCUUCACUAUUAUUAGAAAAUGUAUAUCUUAGUGUUGCUUACAAGCUCGCCACAAAUCGUCCUUGAACUGUCACAGGUUUAGUUAAAGUUCAGAAAUGGCCUUGUAGAGAUUGUUUCAAAUACCUCAAGUAACCCACCCUAACCUUCACGAGCACUGGUAUCCACUAUGAGGCACAAUGGUGGUCAAAUGCCCUGUUAGUAAAAGUAAUCACUCCUCAUAUUGUCCAUCUGGUGCUGUCUGCUCCUGCUGCGCUCACUCCGCCUGUUUCACAAUUGUGCAUUAUCUUGAAACACAGUGUCUAGCUCUGUUCUUUGGUCUGUACAAUACCCACAAUCCAACACUGCCAACAUCUGUCACUGCACUUUAAUCAUGACAACUGUCAGUGUCUCAUCCAACAUUUGCCCUCAUUUUCUUUAGCUUGGAGUUGUAAAGGGAUAUUUUCAUGUUUGAGCUUCGGCGUUUAAAUGGGUCUGAAUUACAGCUGCUGUUGCCUUUCAUCUUAUCUUGUGUGUCCCUGUGGUUUUAAGAGAGAUCAGAUGAUGGUCACUGCUCAGAUUCUCCGCUGUGAUAUAAAGUCAGCCUAAUAUGUGUUUUUAACGUCUGUGUCUAAUAUACAGUGUAUGUGAAUGAAACUAUUUAUUUGAGCUGAAAUAAUUAUUUGUCGUUAAUUGUCUUGCAAAGGGCUGCAGCCAGAGAUGUACAAUAUCAACGAGUUGGACAAAGAGGGACAAGCUGUCAUUACUGAGCACUAAACCAGAUCGGCACUCUCAAAUCUGAAUUAUUGACUGAAGUUUACAUUUGAUCACAUCCGCUGUGCAGAUAAAACAUGUUUUACACUUAGGAGAGAGGUUUUCUCUUUAAUGCAUGUUUGCAUCAUAAUGUUCAGUAGAAAAAUGGAGUUUCAAUCAGAAUCACUUUGUCAGCCUGUGUCCAGUUAUGCCAAACUCAACUUCUGAUCAGAGGUUCAUUCAAAAUGACGUUUCAGUAAAAGGCUUGUUUGGCCUGCUAACCUUGGAUCUGCUGGUUAUUAUUGCAAGCCAGGAGGUCAUUUCACUAAGACUAAAUAUUUCUGUCUGGAUCAGCAUGUAAACAAAAAAAUCUGUCUUUUAACCCUUUGUGGUCACAACUCAGAGCAGGAAUUUCUUUUUAAGAGCAAGAUCUAAAAUCUUCACGUGUGGGUCACAAUGUACUUAAAUGUCCCUGCUGCCCUUUUUACACUACAAACUCAUGUAUUUGGACUGGAUUCAUACAGUAAAAUUGAAAAUAUAAUUUUGUGAGAUGAAAAGUAUUAUGUCUACAGUUAUCUGAGAUGUUUAGAUCAUACAGGGUUUAACGUUGAAUUUAUUUAAAGCACCAGCAUAGUUUUGUAAGUUAGGCCCUUUCUGUUGACAGUUUGAACGCAGGUAGACGUGUGUAACUCUCAAGUAUUUGUUUGUUGUGUGAGAACCUCUGCAUAUCACCGGAUGAAUGAGGAAUAAAGUCUGUGUGACCUUG